This is a messenger RNA of Heterotrigona itama, 5151 nucleotides long. The record is from the annotation of a GenBank genome assembly. NCBI's taxonomy places the organism in Eukaryota, Metazoa, Arthropoda, Insecta, Hymenoptera, Apidae.
AUGUUCUACGAUAGAGGUAAAGACAAGACGAAACAACCAAUCACGAAAGACUCAAUUCCUAAAGGGGGGUAACUGCACGUGACUUGCAGCGUGUCAGUUUAGAAGUGUCCGAUUAAGCCAAAUUGCAUAUAAUCCUACUACGUUAUUACUCCAUUGAUUUGAAAAUACGCUGAAUUACAAAAGAAUUGCAUAUUCAUAUCUUUCCAAUUGCUGCUUGAGUUAUAAGAAAUAAACAAUGUGAAUUCAUACAAUAAUUUCUCUAUUAUACUAUAUAAUAUAUUCCUUUAUUAUACUAUAUAAUGAAAGUUUUAACAAAUUGAGUCAAAUAAUAUGUAAAAUAUAUCGUAAUUCUGUUUUUCAAUUUUUAAUUCUUUAAAUACAUUGUAAUUUUCAAUUAAUAUCAUGCAAGACAAGUAUAGGAUAAUUAUUCUUAUUAUUAUUGAAACAAAUAUUUAUACACUUAGAUUCUGUCAUGUUAUAUAUGUCAUAUUAUGUAUGUAUGUCAACAAAAUUUAAAAAAAUAUAUAUUAAACCUGAAUGAAAAAAUAGCAAACGAACAUAUAACAUGACAGACACUAUGAAUAAUCAAGUUUAAUGUAUAUAAACUAACAACAUUGUGAAAAGACAGAUGCAUUGAAAUACACAAGAAACGCCCGAAAAAUCAAUCAUCAAUUGUAGGAAAUUAAAAAAAAUUGCACGCAGCAUAGAGAAUAACAGCAGUAGAAAAUAACUAAAAUUUAAAUUCGAUAAGAUAAUACGUCACGUUGAAAUAAUACGAGGUUCUUAAAAACUUACCAGCUUCCAAGAUCUCAAGAUCCAGAUUUCCACUCCGGCUAUGACUGAUACUACUGCUGCAAGCAUUGUAACUGGAUCUGUGAGACUCUUCCAUAGCGCGGGAGGCACUGCGUUUGAACUGUUCCAAGAAACUGUCUAUUUGAUUUUCGAUGCUGGUCGGCGAGCUGGCCAUCUUUUUGCGCGCCACUCCUCAGUAAACGUCAACGUGCUGAAGAUGGGAAUGGAAGUUGAUCUCAUGGUGCCUCUAAAACCUUCAGUCGAUAAUACAGAGUGAGGACCAAGUGAUGUUGAAGGAGGGGAGAGCGACGUGACAUGGAAGGAGAUUUGCAAGUCGUCACUCGUUUUGUAGCGCUGAUGAAGUGCGUAUGGUUUCUUGUUAGUUGUGCGGGUAUCGGCAAGUGUUGAGUGUAUAAAAUCGGUCUAUUGAAAGAGAAAUAAAAAUUUUUCAACCAUGGGUGGAUAUGCCUGGGUUACAUUAGCUACCAACGAUGCUUAUUCUUUGGGAGCCUUAGUUUUGGCACACUCUUUACGACGUGUUGGUACCAAGCACGAGCUGGCCGUUUUGAUUACUCCUGGAGUAACGCAAACGAUGAGGGAAAAGUUGUCAGCAGUUUUUUCUGUAGUGAUGGAAGUAAAUGUACUUGAUUCAAAAGAUGAAGCUAAUUUAGCACUUUUAGCUAGACCAGAAUUGGGUAUUACAUUUACGAAAUUGCAUUGCUGGAGAUUAAUUCAAUACGAGAAAUGCGUGUUUCUUGAUGCAGAUACACUUGUCGUCAGAAAUUGCGAUGAAUUGUUUGAGAAAGAAGAGUUAUCUGCUGCUCCUGAUGUUGGUUGGCCUGAUUGUUUCAAUUCUGGUGUAUUUGUAUACAGGCCAUCUCAACAAACUUUUGCUUCUAUUACCGCAUUUGCUGCUGCUAAAGGUUCGUUUGAUGGUGGAGAUCAAGGAUUAUUGAAUAUGUAUUUCAGUGAUUGGGCUAGAAAAGACAUUUCCAAACAUUUACCAUUUAUCUAUAAUAUGUGCUCUACCGCUACAUAUUCCUAUCUUCCUGCAUUCAAACAAUUUGGGGAUGAUGUUAGAAUAAUACAUUUUAUUGGUAUUACAAAACCGUGGUUACAGUAUUUUGAUACUUUGACUGGUAUUGUUCAGCCACCAAUGGGUUCUGCACAUUUACAACCAUUAUUACAAUUAUGGUGGAACAUAUUUUGUGAAGAAGUACAUCCUCAGUUGUCACCUGUUAUGGCUACCAGCACAUUGGCACCAAUUUGGCACGAAUUUCCUCCUAUGUCUUUUGAAUCCUUUGUUCCAAAAACUCCCAUUUACAUGGACAUACAAAACAAGACACAGAAUGAUAUACAUUUAGAACAACCAGAUUUUUCAGAAUUUCAAGAUCCAUGGGAAAAUUAUUAUGUAUCAAAUGAUUCAGAUAUCUAUAAAUCAGAAAAUAAUGAAAGAGAACAGUAUUAUUCAACAGUCAACAGUUCUUCGCCUAUAUCUGUAUUAAAUGAAAGCUUAAACUCUGUGCAUCAGACUCAGUCAUCACUAGAAUAUAACAGAAAAUCCUAUCAUAAUCAACAAUAUAGUGAAAAUAUAUCUCCUUUAUAUAUUUUACAUCAUCAUAAUCAAUUAGAAUCUAACCAGUUAAUUAAUGAAACUAAGCAACAAUAUUUUUCUCAUUCCAAUGAUAUAGCCACUUCAAAUGCAGAAUCUGAACAUUGGAAAGUUCAAGAUAAUAUAGAACAAUGUAAUCCUCUACACAAUGUGCAAUAUUAUCAUUUUAAUGAAUCUCAAUAUCAACCUACUGACAAUCAAUAUAUUCCUCAAAGUACUUGUAAUAGAUUACUAUCAGAAGAAACAAACCAACAUCAGCAUAUUGAGUACAAAUAUAACUAUCAACAUUCUUCUAGUGAUAACAAAUUGCUUUCGAAAGAAAUAAAACAUCAACAUAAUGAAUCUUAUAUUGAUCAUCAUUGUAAUUAUUAUCAAAUGUUUGAUAAUGUAAAUAAUAAACAACUUGUUCAGCAUUGUGAACAAGAAAAUCAAAUUAGUAAAUCUUUAGAUGUCAACAUUGAUCAUGUCCAAACUACACUAAAUAACAUAGCUUAUCAGAAUAAUCUUCCUAUUAAACAAAAUACUGAACAAAAUGAAAAUAUGAACGUUACAGACAAACGGACAAGCACACUAAUAUCUACUAGUCCUCAUCCUGAUUCCAAACCUUGUACAGAUUUCCACAAUGUAGCAACGCAAUCUGAUUCACACAUAAUGGAUGAUUCAAAUAGUUCAAAUGCUGGUCUAGCUGGUGCCUUGGCUCAAAUGACGUUAGGUGAACCUAGAAGCGCUCAACAAAUUGCACUAGAGGAGCAUAUGCGAAAACAAAGUUGGGAACAAGGUCAGAUAGACUAUAUGGGUCGUGAUAGUUUUGACAAUAUUUGGAAAAAAAUUUGUGAAACACUUGCUCUUGCACCUCCACGGUUACCGUCUCCUCCUAAAGAAACAGAAAAGGAAUUGACGCUAAAAACAACCGACAAGACUGAUGAAUCUGUUAAAUCUAUUGAAGUUAUUCAAUCUACUGAUUCUGUAGAUGAGGUCGAUAAAGGAAUUGCUCAGACAACUAUCAGUCAUACUGAAGAACAAUCUCUAGUUAACAAUGUUCCUAUAACAAACGUACCUACAUUAUCAGGAGAUCAAAAGAAUGAAGAUGAUACCCACAUAUUUUCAACAAAAUCAGGAAUUGAAACACUUGAUACAAAGCUCCCAAUACAAAUAUCUCAUAAAGAUGUUGCAGAAUUCAGUUCAAAUUCAUUAUUAAAAGAAGCCUCGGAACAAAUAAAUCUGCUUAUAAAAUCAUCUAAUCCAGUUCAAUCAUCUUCAAUUGAAGAACAAAAUGCAAUUACCUCAUCAAAAAAACUAGAAAACAAGUUACAGGAUGUAAGAGAUCUUAAAAUCACAGUAGAUAUUGAAGAAACGAAACAACCAAAUAUUAGAGAUGAAAAACAUGCAAAAGAACUCUUAACUGCUUCUGAAAUUCUAACAGUUAGUCCUGUUCCUAUUCAAGUUGCAGAAUCUGUACUACAAGUGGAACCAAAAGAAUCUAUGCCAGAUUCUCAAAUAAUGCCACAAGAAAUUCUUUCUUCUACAAUUACACCUGUUCACUUAACAGAAAUAAAAAAUAAGUUACAUAUAAAUGGUUCGACAUCUUCAAUUAAUUUUGCACAAAAUAAAGAAAAAUCAAAUUUGAAUAAUUCCUCAACUGUAAUGAGUAUCGAUGCCAAUAAAUUAGGUCAAUCAGAAGAAGCUUCACAGAAUUUGUUACCAAUACAAGUUCAACUUAAUGACACAGUUGGAUUAUCUUCCAAAAAUUUAUGUAUACCAGAGAAAUCAAUACAGGAACAAACAGUAGAAUUAGAACAACAAGAUAAAAAAGGCGAAUCUGGCACAAACGAAAUAGUAGAAUCAAUUAAAAUUUCAUCAGAACAUAAAGUAACUGAAUCAUUACUAUUAGACAAAGCUCCAAUUAGACCUUCAAGAACAAAAGAGUUAAAUGCACCUUCGACAAGUAUCCAAAUAAAUGCACAGUCAGAUUUAAUAGAUCAAGAGAAAGUAAUAAAAAAGACUGGAAAAAAAUUGACGGAAAAGUCAAUAUCAGAAGUAGAAGCUAUGGAAACAACAGAUGGUGAUGGUGUUGAAAAGAAAGUAGGAAGAAAGACAGUAAAAAAAGUUACAAAGAAAACGAAAACAAAAUCAGAAGAAGGACCAGAUGAUAGUGCAGUAGACAGUAGUUCUUCUAGUAAACAAAAAAAAAAUAUAAAAGUUGUUAAAAAAGGUGUAAAAUCAUCUCAAAUAGGCGUUAGUGAUACUACUGUCCCUGAAACUCCAUCAUCUAGUACUUCUGAUGCACCAGUUCCACCUAAAAGAAAAACAAAAACAGCAGCUGCAAAACCAACUAUUAAAAAAUCUGAUAUAGAGCAAUAAUUAUAUCAAGAAGCUGACAAUAAUUAUUUAAAUACUGAAAGUUUAAAAACUACAAACUGCGAAAAGAAUGGAAGGUGAUACUCGCUAGUCUUUUCUAAUUUUUUAUACUUUUAAUACAUUUUCAACUGUAUCACCCAUAGCUUUGCUGUUUUUUUAAAUAUUGGAAUUUUGUUAGAUAACGUUAUAUUCCAAUAUAUUUACUUCAUAAUUUAUAUAUAUAUUUCAUUACAUGUCUUUUUUAACCAUGUGUUAGUACUAAAUAAAAUUUUUUUAUAUUAUAUCUCUAUCUACUUGUUUACAUAUAUUGGAAUGAAAUUAAUACUAUUUAAUGAUACUAUAAUUUUCUGUAAUUGUUAAUUACAGAAAUAAUAUAUAUAUAUAUAUAU